Molecule: messenger RNA, 550 nt
Organism: Geodia barretti
Lineage: Eukaryota; Metazoa; Porifera; Demospongiae; Tetractinellida; Geodiidae
Source: the annotation of a GenBank genome assembly
CGGCAGUUGGGGCACGGGGCGCUCAGUUUGUCUCUCCGUGUCCCGACCAGUUUCUCCAGACAGGCCUCGCAGAAGACGUGGAGACAGGGCAGCACUCUGGGUCUCCGGUACUCCUCCAGACACACCGAACAUGACAGCUGGUUCGAUAGCUUCUCCAGCGCUUGCUGUGCCGGAUUUUGGGGCUUUUUCGACGUGGUGUUUUUCGAUGCCUACAACAAGAAGUUUGGCUCUGACGGAUCCCACGAGGCACUGGACUGGAAGGAAUGCACUGAGAGAGUUGAAGAGUUCAAAAGACAGUUCAUACAUCAGAAUAUCAUUGACACUGACAUCGAUGAAAUGUCAAUGAUGCAGUGGCUUGGAUCUCUUCAGAUUCAUGAUUUCUACAGCACAAAGCAGAGACUGUUAAGUGCACAACGUUCAGAAGAAGAACUGCUAAUUAAAGGGGCUGAACCCCCAGUAGGGAAAGAGAAAACUGGGACAAAAGAAGACACAAAGGUUUCUGAAGAAUCUAGUAAUGAUGUAUGACAUAUCGAAUAUUAAUCACGUAAAU